Molecule: messenger RNA, 3204 nt
Organism: Pseudopipra pipra
Lineage: Eukaryota; Metazoa; Chordata; Aves; Passeriformes; Pipridae
Gene: OSBPL7
Product: oxysterol binding protein like 7
Exons: 22
Coding region: 47-2848 (933 amino acids)
Cellular component (GO): membrane; intracellular membrane-bounded organelle; cytosol
Molecular function (GO): cholesterol binding
Source: RefSeq, a predicted model, not a curated record
AAGACUCCUUGUCACGCAGAAAUUUCUGGGUGGCAGCGGCGGUGACAUGCAGGACUCCCCGCUCCCGGGGGGCAGAGGGACCCCCACCACCCCUCAUCCCCGCGAGGGCCGGGCUGGGGAGGGUGGAGAAGCCCCCCCUGAGCUCCCUGACCUGCCGUCCCCUCCCAGCAGCGGCUCCCGCCCUGAGGGCCGAGCUCGGACCCCCACCCCUGCAGGACGGACGGGAGGGGGGCCUCGGCCCGGCCCCCCCUGCUCCCCAGCCAUGGGCAGCCAUGAGAAGGACCCGUCCUCCCCGAAAAGAGCCCUGUCCCGCUCCAACAGCACUGUGUCUUCCAAGCACAGCAGCGUCCAGCAGGGCUCCGAGAGCUGGGAGGUGGUGGAGGAGCCUCGUGCCCGGGGCAGCCCAGGGCAGGAGCUGCAGAGGCAUGAGGGGUACCUGCUCAAGAAGAGGAAAUGGCCCCUGAAGGGCUGGCACAAGCGGUACUUUGUGCUGGAAAACGGGAUCCUGAAAUACUCCACCACCCGCCAGGACGUCCUCAAGGGCAAACUGCAUGGUGCCAUUGAUGUCCGUCAGUCCGUCAUGUCCGUCAACAAGAAGGCGCAGAGGGUCGACCUGGACACGGAGGAGAACAUUUACCACCUCAAGAUCAAGUCCCCGGAGCUCUUCUCCAGCUGGGUGAGCAGCCUCUGCACCCACCACCACGGGGAGAAGCCCUGUCCCACGGGGGGCCCCGGGGGGAGGACCCCCGCCAGCGCCCAGGGCCAGUGGACGAGGAUCCUGCCCUCGGGCAGUGCCCCUGCCCUGUCCACGCUCGCCAGCUCACGGGACAAGGUGAACGCCUGGCUGAAGGACAGCGAGGGGCUGGAGCGCUGCUCGGCCGAGCUGUCGGAGUGCCAGGCCAAGCUGCAGGAGCUGACGGGAAUGCUCCAGAACCUGGAGGCCCUGCACCGCAUCCCCUCGGCCCCGCUCAUCUCCGGCGGCCAGCCCUCGGCCGCCGCGGAGAGGCCGAAGAAGGGCCGGAGGACCACCAAGAUCUGGUGCACCCAGAGCUUUGCCAAGGACGACACCAUCGGCAGGGUGAGGGUGGGCCGCCUGCACGGCUCCGUCCCCAACCUGUCCCGCUACCUGGAGUCCUCCCAGAGCCAGCUGCCCUUCGGCCUCCCCCCGGAGUACACCCAGCUGCAGCGGAGCUUCUGGGUGCUGGCCCAGAAAGUGCACGGCUCGCUCAGCAGCGUGGUGGCCGUGCUGGUGGCUGAGAGGGCCCGUCUGGAGGAGAUGAGGCGGGCGCUGGACCGGCAGGGCCCUGCCCCGCGCCCCGGCAGCGCCGGCACCGCCGCGCCUGCCCUGCGCCGCUUCCACUCCCUCUCCGUCUCCUCCGACACCACCCUGGAUUCCUUCGCCUCGCUGCACCCCGACGAGCCCGACGCGCUGCCCGCCAAGGGCCGGGAGCAGCAGCUCUCCAACCGCAGCAUCGUCUCGCUGGCUGACUCCCACACCGAGUUCUUCGAUGCCUGCGAGGUCUUCCUGUCCGCCAGCUCCUCUGAGAAUGAGCCCUCGGACGACGAGUCGUGCGUCAGCGAGGCCACCACCAGCGCCUGCGAGGAGGGCACCGAGCCGGGGGGGCCGGGCCGCCCCCCGACAGGAGCGGAGCGCGCGGGGGCACCGUCGGAGCCGCCGCCGGUGGAGCUGCCGGGGCCGGACCCGCGGCGGCGGAGCCGGUUGCCCGCGCCCCCCGCGCCGUCGGGGGACGUGAGCCUGUGGGGGCUCCUGAGGAGCAGCGUGGGCAAGGACCUGUCCCGCGUGGCGCUGCCCGUGCAGCUCAACGAGCCGCUGAACACGCUGCAGCGGCUCUGCGAGGAGCUGGAGUACAGCGCGCUCCUGGACCGCGCCAGCCGUGCCAGGGACCCCCGGCAGCGACUGGUGUACGUGGCCGCCUUCGCCGUGUCCGCCUACGCCUCCACCUACUACCGGGCGGGCAGCAAACCCUUCAACCCCGUGCUGGGGGAGACCUACGAGUGUGUGAGGCCUGACCGAGGCUUCCGCUUCAUCAGCGAGCAGGUCUCCCACCACCCUCCCAUCUCCGCCUGCCACGCCGAGUCCGACAACUUCAUCUUCUGGCAAGACAUGAGGUGGAAGAACAAAUUCUGGGGCAAGUCCCUGGAGAUCGUCCCCAUGGGCACCGUCAAUGUGCAGCUGCCCAGGACCGGGGACCACUACGAGUGGAACAAGGUGACCACGUGCAUCCACAACGUGCUGAGCGGGCCCCGCUGGAUCGAGCACUACGGGGAGGUGCUGAUCCGCAACACCCGCGACGCCUCCUACCACUGCAAGCUCACCUUCUGCAAGGCUCGGUACUGGGGCUCGGGGGCCAACGAGGUUCAGGGGGCCGUGCUGAGCCGCAGCGGGACCCCCGUGGAGCGCCUGGCAGGGAAGUGGCACGAGGGGCUGCACCGCGGGCCCGCCCCGGGCCAGUGCGUCUGGAAAGCCAACCCCAUGCCCCGCGACCACGAGAGGAACUACGGCUUCACCCAGUUCGCCCUGGAGCUGAACGAGCUGACCCCGGAGCUGCGCCGGGUCCUGCCCUCCACGGACACGCGGCUGCGCCCCGACCAGCGGUACCUGGAGGAGGGGAACGUGCCGGCGGCCGAGGCGCAGAAGCGGCAGAUCGAGCAGCUGCAGCGGGACCGGCGCCGCGUCAUGGAGGAGAACAACAUCACCCACCAGGCGCGCUUCUUCAGGAGGCUGAUGGAUGCCAGUGGCAAGGAGUCGUGGGUCACCAACAACACCUACUGGAAGCUGCGCCUGGACCCCGGCUUUGCCCACCUGGACAGUGCAGUGCUCUGGUAGCGACCCCCCCACGGGGCUCUGAGCCCCCCCCAGCUCAUCACAGCAGUGGGGCUGGUCCCCCCGGCACUGGGGGGGGGGUGCAGUGUCCCCCCCCCCCCCCUCUCUGAGCCAUUUUGCUGGUGUUUAAACAAAACUGUGAUAUAAAAGAGGGAGGGGGGGCACUGGCAAUGCUCCCCCACCCCCGACCCGGGGCAGAGCCUUGGGGACAGCUGGGGCAGUGCCCCCCCUGCCCCGGGGGCACAAGAUGCCUGGGAGUGGGGGAACGGGGGGUGCCCGCGGGCGGGAAGACCCCUCUGCCCCCCCUCCCUCCCCCAAACUGUGCCCAGGGGCUGCUCUAAUAAAGGCUGUGAAGAGUU